AUGAAAAAUAUGAAAAAUACGGAUAAAGAAUAUAAGCUUAAAUGUGAUAUAAAAGAUAAAAACAACUACAGCUAUUUCGAAAGAGAGAGAAAAUAUAAAAAAGAAAUAUGCACAAAUAAUUUUUGCGAAAUAGUGUCAUCAGAUGAUAGUGAUGAAAAGCUUGACGAAAAUAACAAUAAUUUUAUAAUUGUUGAACUUAUUUCUUAUAUUUGUGGAAACUCAAAAAUUAUUUCAUUCUAUCCAAGUACAAAUAAUAAUAAUUCUGGACAAAAUAAAUAUCUGUAUCAUUUUUAUAAAAAAAAAAAAGUCAAGUUGUAUUUAUGCUUAAAUAAAGAAAAUAAUGAAAUAUAUAUAUAUGAAGUUCAGUGUAAAUUCACCAAAAAAAAGGAUUAUCAUAAUGAACAAGAUAAAGCGAAAGGAAACGCCAAUUCGUGCAAAUCAAAUAAACACAUAAGCGAAAUUGAUGGGAAAAUUAAAACAGAAAGUAAAAAUAACAGCAAUAACGAUAGCAGUAACAGUGGAAGUAGCAAUAACGAUGACGCAUUUAAUAAUGAAGGCAGUAAACCUAGUUGCAAUUUUUUAUCAUCACUCAAAGACCCUAAAGUUAUCAAUAAAUUAACAGAACAUAAAAUAAAAAAAGAAGAACAAGAAGAAGAACAAGAAAAAGAACAAGAAAAAGAACAAGAAAAAGAACAAAAAGAAGAACAAGAAGAAGAACAAGAAGAACAAGAAAAAAAAAAAAAAAGAAACCAAAGUACAAAUGCAUCAAAAAAGAUUUUUAUUACAAAAUUAUUUGAUAGUGUAAAUUGUAGUUAUGAUUUGUCAACAAUUGAAUAUACCAAAUUAAAUAAUACUGAUGACAAAACCUUAAAUUCGCUGAAAAAUAUUUUAGAGCAAAAAAUUAAUAAAAGUCAAGAAAGAAUAUUUGAAAUGCGGAAGGAAGUAGUAACAGGAGAGAAGAUGGAGGUGCAUAUUGAUAUAGAAAAAAGUAAAAUUAAGCAAAAUGAUAUGAAUAAAAAUAAUUAUACAUACAAUGAUAACUACAAUACGCAACAAUUUUUCAAAGAAAGUGAUAGCGCUUUUUACGAAAAAAUUAACGUGCAGGAAAAAAAUAUGACUUAUUCAGAAAAUUAUGACAACGACAUCAUUAUGACACAAAAUGAAAGGGGAAGAAAUACUAACUCUAAAAAUGAUAACGAAAUAAAAAUCCUAUUUCUCCAUUUUCAUGAGCCCGCAAAUAUAUUUAUGAACCAGUUUGCCAUUAUUGAUCAAGGUAAAGAAGAAAAUUUCAUGAAACAAAUAACGGGAUUUUUGAAUGAUAAAAAAUACCAGUACAUAGAAAGGGAGUACACAAAUAUGAAAAGAAGAAACAAAUAUAAAUCAAUUCUUCGAAAGAUAAAAAAUGAGAUGUUUACAUAUAGCUUUUUAGAAAAUUAUGAAAGUGAUAUAAGCAUAUGUAGCAACGACCUAUUCUUCAGUGACACAGAAGUUGUAACAAGAGAAAAUAACUUUGACAUGAAAGAAGAAAAAAAAAAAAAAAAAAAUUCUACUCCAUUCACAAGAAACAAUUUAAAAAUCAAAUGGCUAGUAUUAAAUUUAAAUUUAAAAAAUGGAGAAGAAAGUAUGAUACAGAAAUAUGUUUUGUGCAAAAAAGCAAAUGCUCAAAAAUUAUCCAAGGAAAUUUUUCAUUUUAACAACAGUCAUAACAUACUCAACGAAAACAGAAAAAGUAAUGGAGUAGGAAGGGAGAAAGAAAGAUGUGAUAGUAUAAAGAAUAGCACUAUAUUAAAAAUACAGAAUAACCAAAAAGAUGUGAAGCAAUCCUAUUAUCAUACUAACAAUAAACAAAGGAGUAGUAACUAUCCAUUCGUUAAUAGUGGAGGCAUAUCAUCUUAUCAAAAUGAAAAUAUAUUAAAAGAUAAACGAAAAAAUUAUGAUAAUCAUUUAAUUUUUAAAUUUCAGCAAGAAAAAGAUACAACGAAAAAAAUAAAAAUACAAAAUGAGAAUAGUGAAGAACAGAUGAUAAUAAAGCGAAAUAAAAUAUUAAGAGAAGAAAAUAAAGAAAAUUUCGCGGGUGAACUCAAUAAUUUCGAAAUGAACAAACAUUUUAAUUAUGACAAAGAAAAGGAAAUAAGAAAAAGUUCAAUCAUAUCAAACGAAAAGGGAAAUUUAUCAGAAGAUAUAAUAAAAAACGAAAAUUCACAUAAUGUAAUAAAAUCAAAUGAUAAUAUUAACAUGCACAGUGCAUGUAGUAACACAUUUCAAGAAAAUUGCCAAUUAAAUACUUGUUGUUCCUAUUCGGAUUUAGAAAAAACAUCACGUAAAUAUUGCAAUACUGAGAUAUGUGCAAAUGAUGAAGAAGAGUUAACAUACACUAAAAAAAGAAGAAUUCAUAAUGCUGAAAAAUAUGACGAAUUGCAAAAUAACAACAAAGAUAUUGUGUUUGAAAAUUAUAGAAAUGGCAGAAAUUAUAUUAUUCGCUCUUCCCACACAGGGAAUAGCGAAUAUGAACUGGUUAAUUAUGAAAAAGGAAGAGAAAAUAAUGGCAAUAACGGUGAUAAUUGUAGUAAUAAUAGUAUUAUAGGCAAAGACACCAACAGUAGUAACGGUGCCAAGUGCAGCAGUAGUAACAGCAGCAUGAAAAGCAUCGGCAAAAGAAGUAAUAAUCGUUACAGUUGUGAUAGUCGAAACAGCUGCAUCUCCAAUGACUGUUAUGAUAUAGGACAUAAAAACGAAAAGGGUAUGGUGCAUAAUAAAUACUGUAACCCGAAUAGGAACAACCAUAUUGAAGUAGACCAGGCUCACAUGAACAAUAAUACUUAUACUUCUGUCGAAGAAAUAUUCGUGGAAAAUGACUUCAUAGCAGAAGCGCAUGCGCGCAAGAAGGUAGAAGGUGCCAACCCCGUGGGUGAGUUAAUUAAUGAAAGCAGUCGCAUGAAUGCGCGUACCAGUGCCAGUGGCUUUGACAACGGAGGUCAUAACAACAGUGAAGGCGGUAGCAAAAGUGACCACGUGAGUAACAGUCUCACUGACUGCAGUAAUCGCAGUAAUCGCAGUAAUCGCAGUAAUAGCAGUAAUCGCAGUAAUCGCAGUAAUAGAAGUAAUAGCUGUAAUAGCAGUAAUAGCUGUAAUAGCUGUAAUAGCAGUAAUAGCUGUAAUAGCAGUAAUCGCAGUAAUAGCUGUAAUAGCAGUAAUCGCAGUAAUCGAAGUAAUCGCAGUAAUCGCAGUAAUCGCAGUAAUAGCUGUAAUAGCAGUAAUCGCAGUAAUAGCAGUAAUAGCAGUAAUCGCAGUAAACAUAGUAGCCUCCGUAACCGCAGUAACCGACGUAUCCUCUGUAAUAGUAACGGGCUGAAUGACGCAUGCAGUAUGGGAAGGGGUCAUGUAGGGGAUUAUAUGUCAAAACUGAGGAGUAAUAGAAACAAAAAGAAAAAUGAAGGCAAGUUAAGGAAUGAAAUAGAUAAUUCUUUGUUCUUAAAAUAUAAAGUGAAUAAUAUGUUUGAUAUCAUAAAAAUAAUAUACUGUAAUUGCAAAAAUUUCAAGUACACAGAUAAAUUAAAAUAUUACAUUACUACGUUUCUUAAUUAUUCCAUAAUUGAAAAAACGAAAUUACAAUUUAUGCAAAAAGAGAGAACAAUAGAUAUAGAAAUACUAAAAUAUUAUAUAUAUAAGAAAAUAUUAGAAAAGAAAAAUGUAUGGAAAUUAAAUAAUUAUAAAAUAGAUGAUUAUAAUAUAUUUCGUUUGAACAAAUCUAAAUAUAUUGACGAUUCUAUUAUUGAUUUUUUUAAUAAUUAUAUAUAUUCAUUUGUUCUCAAAUUUGAUAAAAAUAAAAAUGAUAUAUAUAUCUUUAAUACAUUCUUUUAUAAAAAAAUUGAAUUGUAUGAUGAUAUUUUUAAAGCAUAUAUUAACACAAAUAGAUGGAUCAAAAAAUUAAGUAAAAAAAUAUAUGAAUAUAAGUAUGUUUUCAUUCCUAUAAAUAUUGGUAAUACUCACUGGUCCCUCGUUCUGCUUUAUUUCCCUUUCAACAACAAUUCACAGGAAAGUGAAGCUGGACAGGGGGAAUCAAGAGAAGAAGUGAAAGAAGUAGUGGUACGAAAUGAAGAAGUGGUACGAAAUGAAGAAGUGGUACGAAAUGAAGAAGUGGUACGAGAUGAUGUAGUGGUACGAGAUGAAGAAGUGAUACGAGAUGAAGAAGUGAUACGAGAUGAUGUAGUGGUACAAGAUGAUGUAGUGGUACAAGAUGAUGUAGUGAUACAAGAUGAUGUAGUGGUAAGGGACGGAUGGAAAGACGACGCGCAUGGAUGGGAAAGAAAAAGAAGCCAAAACACAAAGGAUCCCCAAAGAAGUGGAAAAGUAGCUGCAAUAAAUAGAAAUCAACAUUGCAAAGACAAACUUAACAUUUUUGCUAAUAAAUUUAGAAGCAAAUCAAAUGAUUCUUAUUUUCUGAAUACAACUAUUUUUAAAAGCAAUAGAUAUAAGAACAGUAUUGUUUUGAAAAACCAUUUAUAUUUUCUAAGUAGCAAAAGUAAUGAUGAUAGAACAAAAAAGUGGUGUUUUGAUAAAUUACCUCGAAGCUCAAGUGACGCAGGUGAAUAUAGCGCUCCUUUAUGCCCAAUAAAGGAGGAAGUUUCUAACAGAUGCUUCAGUCAUAAUAACAAUUGCACUGAUUAUCGUAAUGACAAUCGCAAUGAUUAUCGUAAUGACAAUCGCAAUGAUAAUCGUAAUGACAAUCGCAAUGACAAUCGCAAUGAUAAUCGUAAUGACAAUCGCAAUGAUAAUCGUAAUAACAACCACAAUCACAGUAACCCUCGCAGUAAAACUGUUCAUUUUAAUAAAACAAAAAAAAAAAUUGAGGAAAAAAAAAAUGAAAAUAUCAAAACAGCUUAUAUGAUAUAUCUAGAUUCCUUAUUCCCAUCGGCCAAAGGAAAUAAAAUUUUGCAAAAAUUAAAAAAAUAUAUAGAGCAUAUAUUCUUACGUGAUCAUAUGACAACAGUCAAAUCAGAAAUGAAAAAUGGCAAAGCAGUUCCGACUAAUGCCACUUGCAGUACAUCAUCAACUCGUGUAUCCACCGCGCACAUUGCGGCUAUUCAUACUUCCUCUGCGCACACUGCGGCUACUCAUACAUCCACUGCGCACACUGCGGCUACUCAUACAUCCACUGCACACACUGCGGCUAUUCAUACAUCCACUGCGCACACUGCGGCUACUCAUACAUCCACUGCUUCUACCUCCGCUGCUAACACCUCUAGCGAUAUUCCCAAAAUAUAUUUCAAAUUCGUUUACCCGAAUAUUAUUCCCAAGCAGAACAACACAUAUGACUGCGGGAUCUAUAUCAUUCAGUUUGUUUUGCAUCUAUGCUUAAAUAAGCAUCUAGUUGAAAAUGAUUUAAUCAAACCAUAUAAAGAACAAAUCAAGGGAAGAAUGAAAAACGAGAAAACCCAUUUUAAUUUUUCUAACCACUGUCGUGAUAACAAUUUUGUUUACUCAAAAACAUAUAUGAGUAAACCAUCCCCAUGGUUUUGCCAAAAGGACAUAAACAAAAAAAGAAAGCAAAUGAAGAAAAUGCUCUUAUAUAUGAAGAAUGUUAUAAACUGGAAGUCAGACAACCAUAUUGAGGCCUUGAAUUUGCUAUUUUUAAUGAACUAUAACAAUUAA
Molecule: messenger RNA, 5652 nt
Organism: Plasmodium malariae
Lineage: Eukaryota; Apicomplexa; Aconoidasida; Haemosporida; Plasmodiidae
Gene: SENP2
Product: sentrin-specific protease 2, putative
Exons: 3
Coding region: 1-5652 (1883 amino acids)
Biological process (GO): proteolysis
Molecular function (GO): cysteine-type peptidase activity
Source: RefSeq, a predicted model, not a curated record